Molecule: messenger RNA, 2602 nt
Organism: Bacillus rossius redtenbacheri
Lineage: Eukaryota; Metazoa; Arthropoda; Insecta; Phasmatodea; Bacillidae
Product: probable ATP-dependent RNA helicase DDX10
Exons: 14
Coding region: 178-2538 (786 amino acids)
Biological process (GO): rRNA processing
Cellular component (GO): nucleus
Molecular function (GO): ATP binding; RNA helicase activity; nucleic acid binding
Source: RefSeq, a predicted model, not a curated record
GACAACAGGCUUCGAGGACCCAAAACAACAGUCAGCUGCAAACUAUCCAGAUAGACAUCAAAAUAUCUCUCCAACGUGCAACAGAAAAACUGAAAAUCCCUUUACUUUUACUGUAGAAGAGAAUUUUUAUUUGUACACCUGUCAUUUACGCUGCUCGUUUAUUAACUUUUAGCAGUCAUGGCAGCUUCUAGUGCGACAAAUGUGCUUGCGAAGGGCAAAUCUGUACCGAAAAAAAAGAAAACUAAAGUGAAAUUGUUUAAAAAAAAAUCAAAUCGGUUUUUAGUUGAACAAAAUGAACGCAUAAAAAAACUCCAGGAAUUGUAUGCUGCAAUUGAUUCGUCUAAAGUGAAGGAGUUUAAGGACUUUCCACUCUCGCCAGAGACUCAGCGUGGCUUGAAUGAAAAUGGUUUUCUUACGCCGACAGAAAUUCAACGUGAAAGUAUUGGGCUUGCGCUGAAUGGUCGGGACAUUUUAGGGGCCGCAAAGACAGGCAGUGGAAAAACCCUUGCAUUUCUGAUACCGAUGCUGGAGCACUUGUACCGCAGGCAGUGGACGAGCAUGGAUGGUCUCGGAGCACUCAUCAUAACCCCCGUCAGGGAACUGGCCUACCAGAUCUUCGAGAUGUUGAGGAAGAUCGGUGCCUACCACGACUUCUCCGUUGGCCUCAUCAUAGGUGGAAAGGAUUUGAAGCAUGAAACGAAACGAAUGGAUCAGUGUAACAUUAUGAUCUGCACUCCGGGACGCCUACUGCAUCACAUGGAUGAGAACCCGUUGUUCAACUGCACCAGCAUGGAGAUACUGGUGCUGGACGAGGCUGACCAGUGUCUGGACAUGGGCUUCGAAGCCACCAUGAACAACAUCAUAGAGAACUUGCCUCCCGAACGCCAGACCCUCCUGUUCUCUGCAACCCAGACGAGGUCGGUGCGCGACCUGGCCAGGCUCAGCCUGAGGGACCCCGCCUACGUGUCCGUGCACGAGCACUCGGCACACAGCACGCCCGAGACCCUGGAGCAGAGCUACGUGGUGUGUGCGCUGGAGGAGAAGGUGUCCGUGCUGUGGUCCUUCCUGAAGAACCACCGCAGCCAGAAGAUACUGGUCUUCAUGGCCAGCUGCAAGCAGGUGAAGUUCCUGUUCGAGAUGUUCUGCCGCCUGCGUCCCGGCACGACGCUGCUGGCGCUCUAUGGCACGCUGCACCAGCUGCGCCGGAUGAGCAUCUACAACUCCUUCUGCAGCAAGUCUCGCGUGGUGCUCUUCGCCACGGACAUAGCUGCCCGAGGUCUCGACUUCCCGAGCGUGGACUGGGUGGUGCAGCUGGACUGCCCCGUGGACGCCACGAUGUACAUCCACCGCGUGGGCCGCACGGCGCGGUACACGCGCAGCGGGCAGGCGCUGCUGGUGCUGCUGCCUGGCGAGGAGGAGGGCAUGCUGGCCGAGCUGCGAGCCCGCAGGAUCCCCGUCAGCCAGAUCAGGAUCAACCCAAACAGGCUGGUGAACCCUGUGCGGAAGAUGGAGGCGUUCCUGGCGCGGGAUCCCAACCUGAAGGCAUCGGCGCAGAGGGCGUUCGUGUCCUAUGCCAAGUCUGUGUUCCUCAUGGGGAACAAGCAAGUGUUCAACGUGCAUGCCCUGAAUACAGAUGCGUAUGCCAAGUCGCUGGGUCUGGUGGUGCCCCCGAGGAUACGCUUCCUGCAGAGCCUGGAGAAGCAGAAGCAGCAGCAGCAGCAGAGGAAACACAGCAGUGCUGCCGAGAGAGCCGUCGCCGGUGACGAGUCGGAGAGCUCAGGCGAGCAGAUAGCAGAGGCGCCCGACGUGAAGAAGAAGGCACUGGAGGACGGCGACUUGUUUACAGCAGCCGCGGACAGCGACAGUGACGCAGACGUGUUGUGCGUCAAGAGGACAGACCAUGAGCUGGAGGAAGCUGUCGACUCGGCAGAACCCGAGCCACCAGCCACAGGCAAGAAGAAAGCCAAGCCCCUCACUAAAGUCGCUGUUGCAAAGAAGAUUCUCAGAAAGAAAAUCCUGCCUAAUCGUCGGAUUGAGUUUAAUGAGGAAGGAAAGGCGGUGGCGAGGCAGGGCAAGGAGAAGGCGUCUCAGCUGGCGAGGGAGUAUGAGCUGGAGGAAGCCUCGGGCAUCGACGUGGCCCGGGCCAAGGAGGUUCUUCAGGAGGAAGACAAGUUCGACAAGCAGCUGUUCCGCGAGAAGGUGAAGGAGCGGCACAGAGCCCAGAGGCUGAAGGCGAAGGCGCUGAAGAAGGGUGGGAAGAGAGAGGCGGAGGAAGAGGCGGAGGAAGACGACGGAGACUCCGGCUCCGACGGGGGGCCUGACCUCUCGUGGCUGCCCGACCCGGACAAGCUGUACGGAGACCAACACGAGGUGUCGUCACAAGAAGAAAGCAGUGGAAAAAUUCCUACCAAGCGGAAGUCAUCUGUCAGCAAGAAUCAAAGACCUAAGAAGAAGUUAAAAGAGGAUAUAAAUAGGAAAGAAACUAACUCGUUUGCUGAUCAGGAAGAAUUAGCUCUUCAACUUUUAAAAUACAGUUGAUUGGAUUAUGUUUUUUGUACGAAUGAUGAUUAUUUUUUUUGUAAAUAUAGUAUUUAAAUCAUAA